This is a messenger RNA of Sceloporus undulatus (fence lizard), 6711 nucleotides long. RefSeq names its product semaphorin 6C (gene SEMA6C). The transcript is spliced from 19 exons. Gene Ontology annotation, biological process: negative chemotaxis; neural crest cell migration; negative regulation of axon extension involved in axon guidance. NCBI's taxonomy places the organism in Eukaryota, Metazoa, Chordata, Lepidosauria, Squamata, Phrynosomatidae. Bases 414 to 3581 code for a protein of 1055 amino acids. Gene Ontology annotation, molecular function: chemorepellent activity; semaphorin receptor binding. The record is from RefSeq and is a predicted model, not a curated record.
UGCCUUGGCACGGGGGCUUUGUUUGCAAGCUUUGCCUCUUCUCUUCCCUUCCCUCCUUCCUUCCUUCCCUCCUUCCUUCCUUUUUUCCCUCCCUCCUCUCCAACUUGCAAAGACCAAAACAAAGGGCUCGCCUUCCCCAGCUCCAUUCUUGCCUUUGCGCCUUUGUAGACCUCUUUAAAUCAUUUCUGUUUUCAUUUGUUUCUUGGCUCCUCGCCUGCCUUUCUCCUUCUUUCUUUCUUUCUUUCUUUCUUUCUUUUCUUCCUUCCUCCCUUUCUUUGCUGCUUAGGACCUCUCCUCCGCAGAGAAGAAGAAGAAAGAGCUCCUGGGAUCCAAGGGACUCCAGGAGGAACCAUGCUUCAUUCCUAGGAUCCCUCCACCUUGGUUCUGUCUUCUUCUGAAGCAACGUCCCGAGAAUGCUCCGGUCUUCUGUUCCUCUGGCUCUGUGUUUCUUCCUGGCGUCCGCGGCUUCCUUCCCGAAGGACUUGAACCCACUGAACACUGUUGGUCUGGCAGGAACAGCCCGGUACCCAUAUUUCCGAGGCCUUCCGGAAGACAAUGACACAACUCAACUGGGUCUGGAUUUCCAGAGCAUGUUGCGACUCAACCAAACGCUUCUCAUCGCUGCUCGGGACCACGUCUACGCCUUUGAUCUCCGAAGGACAAAGGAUGACUUCUCUCCAAGCAAGCAUCUCACAUGGAAGACUCAGGACAUGGAAAACUGUGCAAUGAGAGGAAAGCUUCGGAACGAAUGUUACAACUACAUCAAAGUCUUGGUUCCAAAAAACAACCAGAGCCUCCUGGCUUGUGGGACGAAUGCCUUCAAUCCCGUGUGUCGGACAUACAAGAUCAGCAGCUUGGUGCAAGAAGGGGAGGAACUGAAUGGCCAAGCCCGGUGCCCUUUUGAUGCCAAGCAGGCCAACGUCGCUCUUUUUGCAGAUGGGAAUCUCUACUCCGCGACGGUCGCUGAUUUCCAAGCCAGUGAUGCUGUGAUCUACCGAAGUUUGGGGGAGAGGAACCCUGUCCUCCGGACGGUCAAAUAUGAUUCGAAGUGGUUGCGAGAACCCCACUUUGUGCAUGCUCUGGAGUACGGGGAUUAUGUCUACUUCUUCUUCCGUGAAAUCUCCAUGGAGUACACCACGCUCGGCCGGGUGAUCUUCUCCCGCGUGGGUCGGGUCUGUAAGAAUGACAUGGGCGGCUCUCCCCGGGUGCUAGAGAAAUACUGGACCUCCUUCCUCAAAGCCCGCCUCAAUUGCUCGGUGCCAGGGGACUCCUUCUUCUACUUUGAUGUCCUCCAAGCCGUUACGGACAUCACCCAGGUGAACGGCCGGCCGGCCAUCUUUGGCGUCUUCGCCACUCAGUCCAACAGCAUCACUGGUUCUGCCGUCUGCGCCUUCUACAUGGACGACAUCGAGCGCAUUUUCAACAGCAAGUUCAAGGAGCAAAAGAAUGCGGACGCGGCCUGGACUCCGAUCCCAGAGGAAAAAGUGCCCAAACCCAGGCCCGGUUGUUGUGCUGGGAUCGGCAAAGCCGCCGCUUACAGGACCUCCAAUGAUUUCCCCGAUGAGAUGCUGAGCUUCAUCAAGUCCUUUCCGCUUCUGGAUGAAGCCGUGCCGUCGGUCACAGAGCAGCCGUGGUUCACCAAAACCGCCAGCAGAUAUAAGCUGACCCAUUUGGCUGUGGACACGACGGCUGGUCCCUUCCAGAAUUACACAGUUCUCUUCUUGGGUUCGGAAGAUGGGACGGUGUUGAAGGUUUUGUCCAGGACUACGGAGAACUCCACGGUGGAGACGCUGUUGUUGGAUGAGAUGUCCGUCUACCAUCCUUCCCGGUGUAGCGUCAAGAAGGAUGACCGCCGGGUUCUCGAUUUUGAGCUGGACAAGGCCAACCAUGCCCUCUUUGUGGCUUUCUCUGGCUGCGUGGUCCGGGUGCCCCUCAGCCGCUGUGUCACCUACAAUGCCUGCAGAAGGAGCUGCCUGGCAUCCCGCGAUCCGUACUGCGUUUGGUCACGUUCCGGUUCUUGCGUCGCAUUCGGCCCCGAACUCAGGAACGGAUUUGAGCAAGAUGUGGAAAAUGCAGCCAAGUACUUGGGGAACUGUCAAGAUGUCCUCUCUGCCACCGGGAACCAUGAUGGCACCAGCGACUCCGCUUAUGGGGAGAUGCCGACCACCGCCGCCGCCUCCACCGCCCCUUCCCGGGCGAUGCCCACGGGGUCUCUUCCCGCUAGCAUGGCUCCCGACGCUCACCCGGUCCCCCCUGGCAUUGGGGACCCCCACUCCACCCUCCAUGUAGCUGUGAGCACCCAGGGAGUGAGGCAGGAGCCAGAAGGGCGAGACGGCUUCAAGACGGUCCAUUUCACCUUCCUGAUUGGCUGCGUCUUCGUGGCGUUCGUCCUGGGGGCCUUCCUUUCGGGGUUGCUGGUCUCCUGUUACUGCAACCAUUCCUUCCAGAAGUCCAAGCACGCCAACAAAGACCCCGAGAGCAGCGUCCAGCGUCCGCUGUCCCUCCGGAGCCUGGCCAAAAUGAACGGCCUCUUGGAGAACCCGGCCAAAGAUGGGAUGAUGGAAGGAGGUGCCCCCAAACUUUACACUACUUUGCUCCCCAAUGAGAAGGAGCCGCCCGGUGCGGGGGCCAAAGCCGGGCUCAAAGACCACCCAGAGCUCUCCGCCUUGCCCACCCCUGAGUCGACGCCAGAGCUCCCGCUGAAGAACAUGAAAGCCAUCCGGAACCAGUGGGAGAAGAACCAGAACUUCAAUAACGCCAAGGAGUCCCAAGGGAAGGCCCCCUUUUUCCACACCCCGGUCACCAACCCGCAUCCGUACCCCUUCCCCGGGGCGGCCGCCGCUCCCAGCAACCUCCACGGCUACGACCCCACCUUGGCCGGCUACCUGGACGAGAAGAAGAUCCCCAACUCGGAGCGUGUCCUGGUGCGCCACUCCCAGUGCUACCUGCCCAAAGGGAUGGAGGUCACCACGUUAGAAGAGCUGCUCAAACACCUCCAUGAAAGCAGCAGCAACCCCAAGGUUCUGGGAGGGAUCCCCGUCCACUUCCUCAACGCCGCCCCGCACACAUCCGUCUCCUUCGCCAACCGGGUGCAACCCAAGAUCCCCGACGUCGAGAGUGCCCCCUAUUAUAGCUCCUCGACCUUACCCAGGGACAGCCUGCCCCGGAGACUCGACGUGCCCCCGGACCCGCCUCCGCAAUCGUGCCUGGAGAAACCGGGGAGACACCCGUCUCACAGACACUCGCUCUGCGGAGCCCCCAAACUCGUGAACGUUGGCGGGAGCGGCGGCGGAGGUGGCGGGAUGAUCUCCCGGCACCAUAGUCUCAGCCAAGCGGGGAGGCCGCCUCCGCCUCUUCUCACCCGCAUGCACUCCACGGGGACCUCAGUGCCCCAUGACGGGCACCCCCAUGCACUCUUCCUCUCCAGGCAGCACAGUUAUGGUGACCCCAUCUCGCUGCCCAGCCAUGGGGGCAUGAAGCGGUCGGUCUCCUUGAUGAAGCCCGGCGGUGUCCCUGCUUCCCAGCCCCUCUUCAUGCCUUCCUCUCCUCCGGCGCAGUCUUCCAGGCAGUUCAAUUACUGAGCCACUGGGACGAGAGGUUUUGUUUCGCACUCUGUGCGGCGCACGGGGGUCUUCCCUGCUCUGGCCACCUUUGCUGGCUAUUCAAAAUGGAAAGCAGGUGGAGGAAAUUUUUUUCCCACCAAGGGGAAGGAAUACACACAAAUCCCAGCGUGCCUUGCAACAAAGAAAGGGGCAUGUGCAAGACGGAAAACGGGAGGAGGGAGUUUGGAGAUUAGCGCUCUUCCCUCAUUGGUUGCCUCCUGGUACAGGCAGAUUCCUUGGCCUAUCCAUACCUCCCGUGACAGUAUGCAAUUCUCAGCCUUUCUUGGAUCCAUCAACUGGGGAGUUUUUGAGGUUGCACAUGGGUGCCCAGAUCCAGUGCCCACAGUCUUCAUUAUGCAAAUACAAAUGUUUCUACAUCUGCGUCAGAGUUGGGCAUCUGGCCUGCAAGACCAUUUUGUGCCCCUCUUUGAGGGCUAAUGUGGCUACCUAGCUUUCCACAGUUGCCCACCCCGAUCUAUGUAUUUUCCCCACCACUUUUCACAUAAUUCUGGAUCCCCAAAUUUUGAACAUUUGAGGGGAGGUUUUUUCUUUUUUGGUAAGUGGGCCCAUUGUGUGGUAGGCGAGCUGAAUUAAGAGACCUAGAAAGAGGGGGAGAUAUUGGUAGUUCUGGGGAAAGUGAUGCCGCUUGGACUGUUACCUCAAUCGACGUUCACCCAGUUUUCAGUGCCCUUACUUUAUCCUCUGUUGCUAUGAAGACUAGCAAUGUAGCCUUUAAGAAAUACAACAACAACAGCAAAACUUGAAAACUGUUGCUUUAGAAAGUCCAAUGCCACACUUUCUGGGCAAAGUUGGAGCGGGAUGGGGGGUGCCACCCAUAGCUUUAGUCUAGGUUUCGGUUGUACAUCUCAAAUUGGCUUCCUUCUUUGCUUUCUAAGAUGGGUAUCACCAUUGCAUUUAGUAGAACAGGUGCGGAAGUGUGUCGGCAGCCAAAAGGUACAAUUUGGGUGCCUUCUGGGCUGCCCAAAUAUUUCAGCUUUCCAAAGUGUUAAAGAGUCCAAGAGGUAGGUCAAUCAAAAUAUACAGGGAGAUGUCAAUAAAUUGGAAAUCACCAAGCACUUGGAGGUAAUGGGAAAAUCAGGGUGGCACCUCUGUGGCUCACAAGAUUCCCAUCUGUGUCUUAGUGAUAUGAGUAUGGUGAUAGGACUCUUGGCAAUGAAAAUGUGCACUGAUAUGCUAUGUAACUACUUAGUUAUGUGUGCAUAACUAAGUAAUAUCUCCUGGCCUGUCCCACACCUCUGAUCCACCUUAAAAGCCAGCAGCCGUGUUGCGUACCAAAGGUUUGUUCAGGUGCCGAUCGCGGUGCAAAGAUCAUGGCGUUUCCAGCAUUUUCGCACCCAAGGAAUUGCAAGAGGGAUCCUAAUUCUGAUUGUCGCAAAUUUGCUCGCUUGGCAGGAGCAAAGUGGAAUCGCCAUUUUCUUGUGCCCUGAUCGCAACCGUUACUCCUUUGCCCAACCCGGAUGCUGGAUCUUAAGACGGGAGACAUUUACGUAGCCUUACACUAGGACUAUGUAGUCUUGCUGAACACAGAGCAGUUACGGCUCUGUUACUCUGGGUUCAGAAUAGGUAACUCCACUACCCCGUGGGUUGGAUGUAAAGAUCAGGGCAGGUAUAGGAUUAGCUAUAGGGAGAAGCACAUGGGCUCCUCACAAAUGUAGCACUUUCUUUCUGCUUUUCUUUUCAACAAGUAUAUGGGUGUCCUUCCUUUGGGGAGGGCAGCCUCUGGAAAAUGUGAAACGGACUCCGAAAACCAAGUCCACCUCCCACAUCGUUUUUUGGGGACUCGACGGGAGCCGACUGUUAUCCGUCGGACCGCGAAGUUGUUUCCGGAGCUCGCGAAACCCCCGCGCAGCCUUUUGUCACUUGCAUCAAGUUGUCGUUUUCUUUCGAGAGGGGGACCGAGUAGCAAAGUUGUGACUUAACUGGAGAACUAUUGACGCUUUCUGGCCCACUUGGGGCCACAUCUUUGACAAGACUCUCGCGGCUUCCAUUUUGCGCAGGCCCAAGAUUCUUCUUGGGGGAGAAAUGUAGCAUUGAGAACUUUCUAUUAUCCUGCAAGAACCAAUUGUUCCUGUUCGCCAGUUUUCAGUCCUUUGUAUUUUGAAAAUGAUUAUCCAACACCCUCAUUUUCUGUUUGCCUUUUGGGGUAUUUGGUGAGUGCAAAAUUGCCCUGGAAAGCCAAUCCUUGGUUCUGGAUGUUAUUCCUUCCCUCUUGAAACUCCGCCGUUCCUUCGCUCACCGAUCCUAGUCUCCUUUCCAAACUAUCCCCGCUAAGACCAUCCAUUUUGCCCUUCCACAUUUUGUGCUUUAGUAAACCUAGCAAUCCCCACAAGUUGCUGGUCCGCAAGAACCCUUGUGGACUUGUCUUCCAAUACUUAUAUCCCAUGGAUACCUCUCUUAGUCAUGGCAAGAGCGAAGGAGAAAAGGAGUUGCCAGUUAUUGCUAACUGAUAACUGGUUUGCUACUGGUUCAGAGAGGUUUUCCAGCAUGGAGAUUUCUAGUUCACCGGGAGCACAAUUCCAGAAAGCAAAGCCCCAAGGUGCUUGUUCACGAAUAGGGAUAAAUUGCUAAGAUUAAAAAGGAGGUAAAACUUGUUUUAUGAAAAAUUAUAAUAAUCCCAGUUUAGAUUUAUUUGCAUUGGUUCCUAAAUUUGUCCCCCAUUUUGUCCUCCUCGGAUUUUGAUCCCAAAAUUAUGGGGACGGAAACCAAAAGUCCAGUGGCUGUUGCGCUGGCCCUAAAAAGAUAAUGUACCCAAAUGCAAAAAAGGGGGGAAACAUUUGCAAACUCAAAAGAAGAUGAUCGCUUCUGGUUUUUAAACCGGACCCAAUUUUUAACAACAACGUUGUGUACAUAAGUAUAAAUAUAUAUGUGUAUAUUUCAUUGUUUAACUUCAUGUAAGAGAAGCGGAGAAAGGAGGAGGAAAGGGGCGGCGGGGAAAACGAAAACGAUUUAAUCCUACUAUGUAGGGAAAAGGCCACCUCAAUGCACACGGUUCCAUUAGCGCUGACCAAUCUGUAAAUUUGGUAUCCGGAAGGACUGUUUCGAACCCGACGCUUGAAAUAUACGUAUAACCUCUUUGUGUCUUGAAAAA